AUGGCCAUUUUUGACCCGGAGAAGAUUUUCAACAGAGAUGCCUCGCCGGAACAAGAUGUCCAAGAAGAGUUGGGCUCCGUAGAUCGAUGCAUUCGCUCAGUCAUUGAGCUACGAGACCCUGACAUGCUUGAGGCUGGCGUCUCCACAUCGCUCAAAGUGCUCGCAAGCCUUAAAGACAAGUUUCUGAAAUACUCAACAUCUAAUGCGGACGCUGCGGCAUGGGCACAAGCCAUUGAGAAGCUCAUCCCUCAAGCGCAGCGAAAGCGCACUGUGGUCGGCGUAGUGGGCAAUACUGGAGCUGGGAAGAGCAGCGUCAUCAACGCUAUGCUUGACGAAGAGCGGCUCGUACCUACCAAUUGCAUGCGUGCUUGCACUGCGGUGGUUACCGAGAUCUCGUGGAACAGCAGCACUGACCCGGGCUCUAAAUACUGCGCCGAGAUUGAGUUCAUCAGCCAGGCGGACUGGGAGAAGGAGCUCACAGUUCUUUUGCGCGAGUUCCUUUCCGAGAAUGGUUCCCUCUCGCGUGAGGCGCAGGAUCCCAAUUCUGAUGCCGGUAUCGCAUGGGCAAAGUUCCAUUCCGUCUACCCGUCCGUCGCCAAAGAUGCUUUAGGUGACUGCACCGUUCCUACGCUCAUGUCCAAGCGAUCCGUUGUCGACGUACUUGGGACUACCAAAAAGAUCCACACGGCCAGACCUCAGUCUUUCUAUCGAGAGCUCCAACGCUACGUAGAUAGUAAAGAGAAGGUCGCAAAGAAGGAUAAGAACAAGGAGAAGGUCUCCAAGCCUGCUUUUCAAACCGAGUACUGGCCCUUGAUCAAGGUCGUCAAAAUCUAUACGAAGAGUCAUGCACUCUCAACUGGUGCAGUCAUUGUGGAUCUGCCGGGUGUUCAUGACAGUAACGCCGCGAGAGCCGCUGUUGCUCAGGGCUACAUGAAGCAAUGCACCGGUCUCUGGAUCGUUGCUCCUAUCAAUCGAGCUGUGGACGACAAAGCCGCUAAGACCUUGCUCGGUGACUCGUUCAAACGGCAGCUCAAAUACGACGGCGGCUUCUCCAGUGUUACAUUCAUCUGUUCGAAGACCGAUGACAUCUCUAUCACUGAAGCAAUCGACAGUCUCGGGCUCGAAGAGAACGUUGCAACGUUUGAAGAAGAACAGGAACGCCACGAUGAGCAGAUAAAGCAGAUUCGGAGCAAGAUUCAAGAGUUGAACGAAUCGCGAGAGGUCUAUAAGCUUGCGAUGUCGAGCGCAAGUGAGGACAUUGAGGUGUGGGAAUCACUCCAGGAGCAACUGGACGACGGGAAAUCUGUGUUCGCACCCCAACCCAAGACUCACAAACGCAAGAAGGCCGUCUCGAAUAAGCAGGCACGCAAAAGGAAACAGCUUUUCGAUGACGAUACAGAUGAUGAUUUUGAGGAUUCCGAUUCCGAUGAGUCUAGGAGCGACGAUGAAGUCACAUUCCAGGGAGAAAGGAAGCGGCUAUCCGAAACUGACAUCAAAGAGAAACUGAAGGAGCUAAAGGAAACGAAGAAGAACGCUAGGCGAGAAGGGAUAGCAAUCAAGCACUCUAUGGACGACUUGAAACCUCAAAUUCGAGAACUGGAAGCAAAGAAGGAUGAAAUCAAAGCUGAGAUCAGCCGCAUUUGUAUUGCAGGCCGAAACCAGUACUCCAAAUCGGCUAUUCAGCAGGAUUUCGCUGCCGGUAUCAAGGAAAUCGACCAGGAAAACGCGGCCGAAGAAGACGAAGACAACUUCAACCCCGACGAGGAGAUGCGCGACUAUAACCAGGUUGCUAGGUCUUUGCCGGUCUUUUGCGUCAGCAGUCGCGCGUACCAGAAGAUGUGCGGCCGAAUGCAAAAAGACGAUGAAGUGCCCGGAUUCCUAACACCCGAAGAGACGGAAGUGCCCCAACUUCAGAACCAUUGUAAGAAGCUUACUGAAGGUGGACGCAUUCAAACUAGCCGCGCGUUCUUGACCAGCGUCUGCCAAAUAUUAACCACUUUCAACCUCUGGAUGUCAAACCACGGGGCGGGUUCGAAGAUGACAGACGAGGACAAGCGCAAGCAGGCCAGCUACCUAGUGCGGCGGCUUACUCAGUUAACGGAAGGAUUAGAGGCAGCCAUUGGUGCUUGCAUCAAAGAGAUGCGAUCUGAGAUGAAGACUCAAAUCUUCGACAAAUGCCCAGAGCUCAUCAACAAGGCCAUUGAAUCUGCACCAGCUACAGCACAUGCUUGGGGUUACAAGGAUCAAGGUGGCCUCGCGUGGGGAUCCUACAAAGCUGUCGUUCGACGCGACGGCGUUUAUCAUUCUUCUGCGGCCGGCCACCGUGACUUCAACUCCGAUCUUGUGGAUCCCAUCAUCAAGCAACUAGCAACGGGUUGGGAGCGAGCCUUCCAGACGCGCCUUCCAAAAGCAUUUGAUGCGUAUAUCAGCAAUUCAGGCACACUUCUUCACAAGUUUCACGAAGCCAUAGAAGAGCGUGCGAGGACCAGCGGCGUUGGCCUGGCGAAUCUCUCAAUCUUGAAGACACAGGUCUGCAACUACGAGCAGCUAUUCAAGGAUCUUGGGGUUACGCUCAUCACUCAAAUGAACGAACUCCAGCGGGAAGCGAACCGUGACUUCAGCCCUUGCAUCGCAGGCAUUAUGCAUGACGUAUACGAUGUGUGCACAGAAGAGCGUGGCGCUGGAUCUUAUAAGCGCAUGAAACAACACAUGGAAGAUCAUGUGGAGCGGGAGCGACACAGGAUGUUCCAUGAAGCCAUCGCAACAGUCAACAAGCACCUUGAUGACAUGUGUAAAGCACUACAAGAGUCAAUGGAAACCAAGGUUGAUGAGAUUUUCGUGCAGAUGGACAGGGACUAUACCCGAGUGCUUGGUGGCGCGGCUGGCUGUCAGCCCCUUAAUCUGCAAUCAAAAGAAGAGAGGGAGCUGAGGUCGGAAAUCAGAGAGAUCUUGGCAGGCAUCGAUGCACAAUUUGAGCCCAUCGCUCGCGGCGACAUCUUAGCAGAGAAAGAUGCAGAAAACAGUACAGCCGAGGGAGAAGAGCAGAUGGACGUGGAUAUGGAAGACGACCGCAGCAUCGUUGACUCCGCACAGGACUCCGUCGAGGAAGACGUUGAUGAGGCAGCUCCGGUGGAGACUGAAUCGUCCAUGUCCAAGAACGGUGGCGACCAUGUCGACCGGCGUGCCCGAGUCGACGACGAGGUAGAUGAGGAGAUGUAG
Messenger RNA from Alternaria incomplexa, 3219 nucleotides. RefSeq lists its product as uncharacterized. The record is from RefSeq and is a predicted model, not a curated record. NCBI's taxonomy places the organism in Eukaryota, Fungi, Ascomycota, Dothideomycetes, Pleosporales, Pleosporaceae. Bases 1 to 3219 code for a protein of 1072 amino acids. The transcript is spliced from 2 exons.